Colletotrichum tamarilloi is the source of this 534-nucleotide messenger RNA. RefSeq lists its product as uncharacterized. The record is from RefSeq and is a predicted model, not a curated record. The transcript has a single exon. Lineage: Eukaryota; Fungi; Ascomycota; Sordariomycetes; Glomerellales; Glomerellaceae. The coding region runs from base 1 to 534 and encodes 177 amino acids.
AUGGAUUCCGAAGAGUCUGAAGGAUCUUACUCCUCGAUAAACGGUAGCCUCUGUGACAUGUGCUGGGACUGUAUAGUGUUCGACGACAGCGACGACAAGUUCUACGAGGGCACGAACAGUGACGAUGAGCCUACCCUGCGGCAUUCGGAAGCGCAGAGCGAUACAAUAUUCUUGAGACCCACUUUUUAUUGGAAAGACACACUACCCGACUUGCCCCUGAUGGCUGAAUCCGCUACUAAUGGAUGCCGUAUGUGUGGUUUUCUUCGGGAAGAGCUCCUACGACAGGAAAUAUGUCACGUUGGCGACAUUCGUAUCGGUGCGGGAUAUCUGUUUGGCGGGAAGGGAUAUGAGCUCGAGAUCAUCGACACAGAUCCUGGCUUGGCCUUCUGGAGAUGCGUUGUCUAUGCGGUCAAAAGAACGACCAACAAUCUUGACAAGCUACACCGAAUUGCAAAUCUUUAUUUUGACAUCGAGUCUAGCGACCGUAAGUUCUUCAACAAUUUUUGCUUUGACUGGACUCUGAACUCCACGUGA